Vicia villosa (hairy vetch) is the source of this 3120-nucleotide messenger RNA. Its product is annotated as pentatricopeptide repeat-containing protein At4g37170. NCBI's taxonomy places the organism in Eukaryota, Viridiplantae, Streptophyta, Magnoliopsida, Fabales, Fabaceae. The record is from RefSeq and is a predicted model, not a curated record. The transcript has a single exon. Gene Ontology annotation, biological process: RNA modification. Gene Ontology annotation, molecular function: protein binding; RNA binding; zinc ion binding. Bases 270 to 2291 code for a protein of 673 amino acids.
GCAAAACGGAUAUAGCCAACUGUUUCUGCCUGUUUUACCACACGUACUUGAAUAUGCGUGUUCUACCUCCCCCAAAGACUUGCAUCACCCUUUCAAGAGUUCACACAUAAUUCUAGUUCCCAUAUGACUUAAAGCAAGUUGUUGGAGACUAAUAUGUCUAGUCAUAUGUAUGCGGAUAUAAUUGUCGGCUAAUUUAAAUGACAUUACUCGAUUCCUAAGUUCAAAAAAAUCGAAAAAAAACUCAGGUUUCUCAUAGCGCGACUCAAGUAAUGGCAUUCCGGAGAUUUUUUUCCUCUUCUUCUCAAUUCCGCCAUGCCUCUCCUAAAAAUCUCAAUCUCAACGCCAAAGACUCUACCCUCUCUCACCUUCCCGAACACCGCAAAUCCGAAGAGCUCAUUGAAGUUUUAUGUCAACAGAAGCGCCUCAAGGAGGCCGUCGAUUCCCUCCAUCGCAUUCACCAACCCUCCCCUCGUAUCUACUCCACUCUCAUUGCUGCUUGUGUCCGCCAUCGAUCACUUGAAUUGGGUAAAAAGGUCCAUGCACACACCAAAGCUUCUAACUUCAUUCCUGGCAUUGUCAUCUCCAAUCGUUUGCUUCAUAUGUAUUCCAAAUGUGGGAGUCUUAUUGAUGCCCAGAUGGUGUUUGAUGGAAUGCCACAAAAGGAUUUGUGUUCUUGGAAUACCAUGAUAUCUGGUUACGCUAACAUCGGUCGUCUUGAACAAGCUAGGAAACUGUUUGAUGAAAUGCCUCAAAGAGAUAACUUCUCUUGGAAUGCUGUUAUUUCUGGUUAUGUUAGCCGUCAUCGACAUAGGGAAGCUUUGGAUUUGUUUAGAAUAAUGCAGGUGAAUGAGAGUUCCAGCUCUAAUAUGUUUACUUUGUCUAGUGCUUUGACGGCGGCGGCUGCUAUACAUAGUUUGCGUCUUGGGAAGGAAAUUCAUGGUUACUUGAUAAGGACUGAGUUGAACUUGGAUGAGGUGGUUUGGACUGCUCUUUUGGAUUUGUAUGGUAAGUGCGGGAGCUUAGAUGAAGCUAGGGGUAUUUUUGAUCAGAUGGCUGAUAGAGAUGUUGUUUCAUGGACUACCAUGAUUCAUAGAUGCUUAGAAGAUGGAAGAAAGAAAGAGGGAUUUUCAUUGUUCAGAGAUUUGAUGGGUUCAGGUGUUAGACCAAAUGAAUAUACAUUUGCUGGUGUUUUAAAUGCAUGUGCCGAUCUUGCUGCUGAACGCGUGGGAAAGGAGGUUCACGGGUACAUGACGCGGAUAGGGUAUGACCUGUGUUCGUUUGCUGCGAGUGCUCUUGUCCAUGUGUACUCUAAGUGUGGGAACACUGAAAUUGCAAGAAGGGUGUUUAACCAGAUGCCUCGCCCAGAUUUGGUGUCAUGGACUUCUCUAAUUGUUGGGUAUGCUCAGAACGGUCAACCCGACAUGGCUCUUCAUUAUUUUGAAAUGCUACUUCAAUCAGGUACAAAGCCUGACGAAAUUACCUUUGUUGGGGUUCUUUCUGCAUGCACUCAUGCUGGAUUAGUAGAUAAAGGGUUGGAGUAUUUCCAUUCAGUGAAAGAGAAACAUGGAUUGAAGCAUACUGCAGAUCAUUAUGCUUGUGUUAUUGAUUUAUUGGCACGAUCUGGACGAUUCAAUGAGGCAGAGAAUAUUAUUGAUAGCAUGCCCAUGAAGCCUGAUAAAUUCCUUUGGGCAUCCUUACUUGGGGGAUGUAGAAUACAUGGGAACCUUGAACUAGCUGAAAGAGCAGCAAAAGCAUUAUUUGAGAUAGAACCAAAGAAUCCAGCUACCUAUAUCACCCUGGCUAAUAUUUAUGCUAAUGCUGGUAUGUGGACUGAGGUAGCCAAGGUUCGAAAGGAUAUGGACAAUAGGGGAAUAGUAAAGAAGCCAGGGAAGAGCUGGAUUGAAAUUAAAAGGCAAGUGCAUGUGUUCUUAGUAGGCGAUACAUCUCACCCCAAAAUAAGUGAUAUACAUGACUUCUUAGGAGAGCUCUCAAAGAAAAUGAAGGAAGAAGGCUACGUUCCAGACACAAACUUUGUGCUACAUGAUGUGGAGGAGGAGCAGAAAGAGCAAAACAUUUCUUACCACAGUGAGAGGCUUGCUGUUGCCUUUGGAAUAAUGUCAACUCCACCAGGAACUGCAAUCAAAGUUUAUAAAAAUUUAAGAACUUGUGUAGACUGUCACACUGCAAUGAAAUACAUAUCAAAGAUUGUUCAAAGAAAAAUAAUAGUGAGAGAUUCAAAUAGGUUUCAUUGUUUUGAGAACGGAAGAUGCUCGUGCAAAGACUAUUGGUAGUAUUACACUGCAAUGCUCGUGCAAAGACUAUUGGUAGUAUUACACUGCAAUAGCAGCUUUAUUUAGCAUUGAAUGCACUGCUACUUUCGGGUGUCACUGUGGAAGGAAAGACAGCCUUAGACAGUUGCAUUGAUCAACUUCAUUUGCCUUCUCUCUCUUUCAUUUGAACAUGGUUGAUUUCAAGCGGACGUGAUUGUUGGAAAGAUAUACGCUCGCCUAAGGAAGCUGGAACGGUUAUGUAGGAAGAUGUCAGUAGAGGUAAUGGGUGGUUAAUGGUUAUUCACUUCUGGAAAUGCGAAAAAAGGAAGAAGGAUGUGAGUCACGGUGCAGGCAUUACAACAGUAGCAAGUUGGGGAUGCUAUCAGAAAAUGGGGUACAGCUCUUGAGCAGAAAGCUAAUUUAAUGAGUCAAAUGAAAUUCUUGUGUGACACUAGCUAGCAAGUGAAAUAUUCAUUAUUGAGAUGAUGCUGGGAAGUUGUAUGGAAAGUAAAGAGUUGUGGGAUCAAACCCGGACCCUAACAAAUCAAAUUUUCAUGCAGUUUUUUUCUAGUACUUAAUUUUGCCCUUAAUACAAGAACAUUCAAGGCAGGUUAAUUUUUAUUGGAAUAGCUGAAUUCUUAUAGAUUCAUUUUAUGUUUAUGUGGUAGAUUGGAGUUCCACAAUUGUUGUUAUUUUAUAUUAAUGUAAGCUCUUAAAUUAAUGUGCAAUACAACGCCUCAUUCAAAAGUUUAAUCAAUAUUUCAAUUUGCAUCGCAAUGAUUUAAGACCUAAGUCUGCUGUGCUAAUUGAUUAGUUAGAGUAUCAAAAAUCACUUGGAUGGGAUGAGAUG